UUUUUCUUUUCUUUUGCUUUGGUUCUUCUAUUUUUGUUUUUGUUAAUUCUCACUCUGUGGGCGCUCACUGCUCGCGGUAGCACACUAAAACAGAAGUUGAACCACAUGACUGCCGCGUCGUUGUGUUGUUGUUGGUGGUGCUCUGUUAUGUUAUGUGCUGUUAUGGGCGCCCAACGAGUUAGCCGGCCCCAGAGCCGUCAGCCGAGUCAGAGCCAGAGACAGAGUGAGGCCGAUUUGAAAGGGCCCCCGCACAACCACUGGAUGUGUGUGCUCUUCAGUUCAGCGAUUGAGCUUUACGUGUGUGCAUCGCGCGUCGUGUCGCCGUGUUCGAGGUUCGAAGGUUGUGUGCGCACGCUAUAACCGUACAUAAAAACACGGGCAAAAGCGAAAUACAAAAGAAAAGAAGAAAAAUACCUUUCGUUGCUCUACGUUUACACUCUUUUGUUUUACCUACGGCAAACAGCCGCUUGAGUUAGAUUUUUUCGAUUAGACCUUUGCUCGUUUAGUUAGUUUUAGUUUGACAGCUGUCAAUUUGAAUUUGACAGAAGCUUCAUUGUGUUGUGUUUGGAAAAAAGUUGUAUUCAUUUUACGAGUUUACUGUACAGAACCUAACUUUACAAAUACGUAAAUAAAAUAUCUGAUUAUAUUUUUGUAUAUAUUGAGAAAAAGUUUUAAACUCAAGAUCAAAAAAUUACACAUGUGCAUCAUUGGGAGCGCAACUUUAGCGUGCUGUCAUGUUGAUCGGUUCGAAUGUAGGUAGUGAGUUUGGACAAUUGCCAAGUGCUCCGUGGAGUAUGGAGCCACAAAUAAGGCCACCGUUGACAUUAGCAAGCAGUGCUGCUGCAGCUAGUGCAAUGACAGCUGCAGCAGCUGUGGGCGGUAGUGGUGGCGGUGCCACAAUACCACCACCACAACCACCGCCGCCAUCAACUUCAUUGCAAUUAUCACCGACCGUUGGCCUAUCUACAUCGUCGUCAUCAUCAUCGUUACCAUCGCCUGGUGCGUCAGUAGCGGCAGCAGCAGCCGCUGCAGGACUCUUUCCCGGAGGCACACCAUCACCGACAACUCUAAGCGCUCUAGUCUCACAACAUCGCCUGCUGGAGUUAUCACGUUUCGGAUUGCGUGGCUAUGAUCUAGCCCAACAUAUGCUCACCCAACAAGGUGCUGUCUCAAAAUUACUGGGUACACUUCGACCACCUGGUCUAAUCGGUGGAUCAAAGCCAAAAGUAGCAACUCCAGCGGUGGUAUCGAAAAUUGAACAGUACAAACGGGAAAAUCCAACAAUCUUCGCGUGGGAAAUACGUGAGCGGUUAAUUUCCGAAGGUGUCUGCACAAAUGCCACUGCACCAUCGGUAUCUUCAAUCAAUCGAAUUCUUCGCAACCGUGCCGCCGAACGGGCUGCAGCUGAAUUUGCCAGAGCUGCUGGUUAUGGCUUAUACCCACCACCUCCGCACGCAUAUCCCGGAUUUUCUUGGCCGCCUUCUGCUGCGGCCGCUGCAGCAGCUGUUCAUCUCUGGCAACCGGGCAAUCAUAUGCCAGGUAUUUCACCAAAUAGCGUCGGAAGUACCUCAACAUCUGGACCAGCUCUGUCACCGGGUUCGGGGAGUCAUGACACUCUCGAGUCUCCAGAUGCAAAUCGAAUGAUUGACAUUGAAGGUGAAGAAGAUUCUGAAUCAUUGGACGAUGGAGAACAACCAAAAUUUCGACGGAAUAGGACAACUUUUAGUCCAGAGCAAUUAGAUGAGUUAGAAAAGGAGUUUGAUAAGUCACACUAUCCCUGCGUUAGUACAAGAGAAAGGCUUGCUUCAAGAACAACUCUCAGUGAAGCAAGGGUUCAGGUUUGGUUUUCCAACAGACGAGCAAAAUGGCGUCGACAUCAGCGCAUGAAUCAUCUCAAACAACGUGCAACACCACCCCUCCCCUCAUCCAACUCAAAAGCCCAUCAAUCAACCCCGGUUGCAUCAAUCAGCAAUUCCCAUCAAACCAAUCCGCAGCUCCAACGGCAAACUUCAUGUUCGCCCCCGGUAUCAAACACCAAACCAAUUUCCAUCAUGGGCCCCAUCAGCGACCAGCAACAACGCUUGACUACCAACCGCCCCUGUUCAAAACCUGUGGUGGACCAACAGGAGCUGCACGUGCGUUAUUCCUCCAGUCUGUCGGGAGAUUUCAUCCCUACAGCCAAUUUGCCAAGUAUCACCAACACCACCAGCAGCAGCAGCACCAACAACUUCAGCAACAACGGUUCCAACUCAUCACACCUGUCGCACCUCUCCAUACUUCACCAUCAACAUCAUCUCCCACCUCACCACCAUCAUCUGCAUCCUGCCCAACAAUCAAUGUCGACAUUGGCAGCCAUUGUGGCAGCUGUCCACAACAACAGCGAAGUCAACAAUCACCAAUUGCAAUCACCAACGCAACCUCAUCAAUUAAAACUGAAUCAAAAUCACCGGACGCCGCCACCGACGCUACCGACGGCAAAUCAGAGAACGGAAGCAGCAGCGCCAUCAUCACACACAGCAUCAGUUCCAUUAUCAAUGGGCGGUGAGCAUAGUGCCUUCCGGUCGUUGGUGAAUCCAUCGUCCGCUGCAAUGUUUGCCCUCGCCCAACAAUAUGCAGCUUCUAUGACAAAUGGUGGUGUGUCCUCAGUUGAAUCCGAUGAAGAAAUUAAUGUUCAUGAUGAUGACAGUGUUGACGCUGACGAUGAAUCAGAAAAUGAAAAACAUUAAAAUUAACAACAAAAAAAAUAA
Molecule: messenger RNA, 2747 nt
Organism: Eupeodes corollae
Lineage: Eukaryota; Metazoa; Arthropoda; Insecta; Diptera; Syrphidae
Product: paired box protein Pax-3-like
Exons: 6
Coding region: 735-2726 (663 amino acids)
Biological process (GO): regulation of transcription by RNA polymerase II; anatomical structure development
Molecular function (GO): RNA polymerase II cis-regulatory region sequence-specific DNA binding; DNA-binding transcription factor activity, RNA polymerase II-specific
Source: RefSeq, a predicted model, not a curated record